AUGACUCGAGAUAGAUUUUUUGCUAUAAGAAGUAACCUUAAAAUCGUCAUUGAUGGCAGCAUCGCUGAAGAGGUACCCAGGUCUGACAAAUUUUGGAAAGUACGUCCUAUUAUAAAAGCAGUAUGGCAGGGGUGUUUGCAGCUACCUAGAGAGAAAGUGGUUGCUGCAGAUGAACAGAUGAUCCCAUUUGCAGCGACUUGUAAAAUGAAUCAGUUCGUUAGAGGAAAGCCAGAUCCAAAGGGCUUGAAAAAUUUUGUUGUUGCUGCCCCUGAUGGUCUUGUCGUAGACUUUGAAUUAUAUCAAGGAAAAAAUACUUUUCCAGAUGAUUCUGUAAAACGACUUGGUGUUGGACCUUUUGCUGUUGUUCGCCUUGGAAGGACAUUAUUUCUUGAAAGUCAUGUGUACUGCGAUAGAUCUUUCACGACAAUACCAUUUCUCGAAUAUCUUCGUCAACAAGAGAAAUAUUGUACUGGAACCAUUAUGAAAUCUCGUGUACCAGCGGCAGAAAAUUUAACUUCGAAAAAAAUGAUAGCCAGGAUAGGUAGAGGCAGCUCGGAACAAAUUGUAAGACAAGAUGGCGAAAUAGUAGUUGUACAAUGGUAUGAUCUUAAAUCUGUACUUUUGGCAUCUAGUGCUCUAGGAAUUCAACCUAGCGAUGCGUGUAAAAGGUGGUCUAUAAGAAAGACUCUAAAUACAGUCAGGUUAAAAGACCUUACGUUGUUGUUAAAUACAACGAUCGUAUGGGUGGAAUAG
Anthonomus grandis grandis is the source of this 753-nucleotide messenger RNA. RefSeq names its product piggyBac transposable element-derived protein 3-like. The transcript has a single exon. The coding region runs from base 1 to 753 and encodes 250 amino acids. The record is from RefSeq and is a predicted model, not a curated record. Lineage: Eukaryota; Metazoa; Arthropoda; Insecta; Coleoptera; Curculionidae.